AUGACGCAGAAGUGGGCUGCGAAGCGGAAGAUGCAGUUCCUCUCGGAGAAAUGUGAGGUGGUACACAUUGGAAAGACAUACUCUAAGGCAGAGUACAAUGUAAAUGGCAGGAUAACUGUAUCACAGAUUCGUCAUUCUUACGAAACAUGUCACCGAAAGUCUAAUCUGUCCGAUCUUAAGCGAAUGCACAGCGAUCUCCGUCACCAGUUCACUGAGAUGGAAACGAAGUACAGAUCUGUCAACGAAACCAAGGCUCAAAUCUGUGAAUUGUUGACCAGCAGAAGAGAGCAAACGUGUUCCGAGGACUGGGUCACAAAUGGAGAUCGGUGUUAUUACGCAUCCAAGUUUGAAACAUCUUUCCGCCAAGCGAUUCAAGAAUGUUCAAACCGUGAUUCAAGGCUGCUGGAAGUCAAUACAAGGGAUGAAGCGAACUUUGUAUCGCACAGAGUUUUGUAUCUACAGCGUGCAUUCUGGAUUGGAAAAUGCGAACUUAGGAAUGUGAGCUUGGGCCUCCUGCUCAAAGUGUCCCCGGGUCAGUCCGUCUGCAUGUACUGCGAGCCGUACGGAAGAGGUCUCCCUUGCGAUCGUGUUCACCGUUUCAUCUGCGAAAAGUCGGCACUUUUGUUCCCGGAUAUUCCUGAAAAGAUCCAGGAUCUCUGCCAACAGUCGACAUGA
Messenger RNA from Hypanus sabinus (Atlantic stingray), 675 nucleotides. Its product is annotated as C-type lectin domain family 9 member A-like. Gene Ontology annotation, cellular component: signaling receptor complex; plasma membrane. Gene Ontology annotation, molecular function: low-density lipoprotein particle receptor activity. The record is from RefSeq and is a predicted model, not a curated record. Gene Ontology annotation, biological process: leukocyte cell-cell adhesion; lipoprotein metabolic process; inflammatory response. Bases 1 to 675 code for a protein of 224 amino acids. Lineage: Eukaryota; Metazoa; Chordata; Chondrichthyes; Myliobatiformes; Dasyatidae. The transcript has 5 exons.